Molecule: messenger RNA, 1260 nt
Organism: Beauveria bassiana ARSEF 2860
Lineage: Eukaryota; Fungi; Ascomycota; Sordariomycetes; Hypocreales; Cordycipitaceae
Product: acetyl-CoA acetyltransferase
Exons: 1
Coding region: 1-1260 (419 amino acids)
Biological process (GO): phenylacetate catabolic process; fatty acid beta-oxidation
Cellular component (GO): peroxisome
Molecular function (GO): acetyl-CoA C-acyltransferase activity
Source: RefSeq, a predicted model, not a curated record
AUGACCCUCAGAGCUACCGCUGAGCUGCUCGUCCGCUCCGCCUCCGACGUCGUCCUCGUCUCGGCCCUGCGCACGCCCGUCUGCCGCGCCUACAAGGGCCGUCUCCGGGACGCCUACCCCGAGGAGCUGCUCGCCUCUGUCCUCGCCGCCACGCGCGCCGCCCUGCCCGCGUCCGCGCCCGCAUCCGCCGUCGAGGACGUGGCCGUCGGCGUGGUGCUCUCCGAGCUCGGCGGCUCAAAGGCCGCGCGCAUGGCGCUCAACCACGCGGGCUUCCCCGUCAGCACGACGCUGUACACGGUGAACCGCGCGUGCGCGUCGUCGCUGCAGGCCGUCGCGGCCGUCGCGGCGGAUAUCCGCGCCGGCACCAUAAGCGCGGGCAUCGCCGCGGGCAUGGAGAGCAUGACGCGCAACUAUGGGAGUCGCGCGGUGCCGCAGGACGUGUGGCCGGCGCUGCGGGACUCGGAAGAGAAAAAUGUCCGCGACUGCGUCAUGCCCAUGGGGCUGACGUCGGAGAAUGUGGCCGAGCGAUACGGCGUGUCUCGGCACGAUCAGGAUGCGUUUGCGGUGGAGAGCCAUCACCGCGCGGCGGCCGCGCGGGCGUCGGGCGCCUUUGACGCGGAAAUCUCGCCCGUGCGCACGCGCUUCCAAGAAGUCGACAAGCAGGGCAAGCCGGUCGGCGAGCUGCAGCAAAUCACCGUCACCCACGACGACGGCAUCCGCGAGGGCGUCACCCUCGACGCGCUCGCCAAGCUCAAGCCCGCCUUUACCCCGUCUGGCGCCUCGACAGCCGGCAACUCGAGCCAAGUAUCCGACGGCGCCGCCGCGACCCUCCUUAUGCGCCGCGACGCCGCCGCCGCCCUCGGCCUGUCCGGGUCCGUCCUCGGCCGCUACGUCGCCGGCGUGACGGUCGGCUGUGCGCCCGACGAGAUGGGCAUUGGGCCCGCGCUCGCGGUGCCCAAGCUGCUGUCCCGCGUCGGCCUCGAGACGCGCGACGUGCACCGGUGGGAGGUCAACGAGGCGUUUGCGAGCCAGGCGCUGCACUGCGUGCGCGCGCUCGGGCUCGAGGACGCGUGGGCCCGCGGCGAGGUGAACCCGGACGGCGGCGCUAUUGCGCUGGGACACCCGCUGGGGGCGACGGGCGCGCGCUUGGUGGCGACGCUGGUGCAUGGGCUGAGGAGGGCGGCCAAGGGGGAUGUCGGCGUGGCGACGCUGUGCAUCGGCACGGGCAUGGGCCACGCAGCGCUGUUUGUGGCAGAGUAA